Molecule: messenger RNA, 1357 nt
Organism: Pelmatolapia mariae (spotted tilapia)
Lineage: Eukaryota; Metazoa; Chordata; Actinopteri; Cichliformes; Cichlidae
Product: GTPase IMAP family member 4-like
Exons: 2
Coding region: 75-1097 (340 amino acids)
Molecular function (GO): GTP binding
Source: RefSeq, a predicted model, not a curated record
CUUCUUACUCCACUUCAGGUAGCUACACAACACUGCUUAGUUUGGACAUCGACAGAAGCUAUUACAACCCAAGCAUGGCUGGCAAACUCAAUUUCUACACAAAUGAUGAGGUCAAGAUUGUGAUGGUGGGGAAGAGUGGAAAUGGAAAGAGUGCUACUGGAAACACCAUUCUGGGUUGUGAGUGCUUUGUAUCCAAGUUCAGUGCCAUGUCUAUUACUGUCGGAUCUUCCAAAAAGAAAGCUACAGUGAAUGGACAUUGUGUUGCUGUCAUUGACACCCCAGGCCUGUUUGAUACCAGGGUUGAUGAAGAGGAAACUCAGAAAAAUAUAUGCCAGUGCAUCUCCUAUGCUUCUCCAGGACCCCAUAUCUUCUUGGUGGUCGUCAGACUGGGCAGAUUCACUGACGAGGAAAAACAGACGGUGCAAAAGAUUCAAAAAAUCUUUGGCACUGAUGCAGAUAAAUACAGCAUGGUUCUAUUUACCCAUGGGGACCUACUUGAAGGAACCAUUGAAAAGUUCUUGGAAGAAAGCCCAGACCUGCAGGAACUCGUGGCCAGAUGUAACGGUCAGUACCACGUCUUCAACAAUAAACUGAAGGAGCGCUCUCAGGUCACUGAGCUGCUCCAGAAGAUCAGAGAGAUAGUCCAGAAGAACGGAGGAAGCCACUACACCAACGAGAUGUUCGAAGAGGCUGAGAGGGCGAUUGAAGAGGAGAAACAACGCAUCCUGAGAGAAAAAGAAGAAGAAAUGCGGAAAGAAAAAGAGAAAAUGGAGAGAGAAAUACAGGAAAGAUAUGAGAAAGAGAUGCAGAAAUACAAAAAGAAACUCCAGGCAGAGUGGGAGAGAGAGAAAAAAAAGAGAGAACAGGAGAUGAAGAAAUUAAAAGAGAAGUGUGAGAGAGAAGUGAAGGAAGAAAUACACAAGAUUCAGUCCAGAUAUAAAAGUAAAGCCAGAGAUGAAGCUGAAGAGUUUAAUCCAUUAUUUUUUGUGACAGUACCUCUUGAAACCACAGUUAAUGUUGCCCAUGCAUUGGUUGGAGGAGUUAAAAAACUUGGAACUGGCAUUGGGAAGAUUUUAAAAUUGCCUUUUAACUUGUGAUUCAUGCAUUGAAUGACUGUCAGGUUAGUCUUGAUCUUUUCAAAUAGUACAGCAUGACGGCCCCUCUGUAUCAUUGUACCAUUGUUUUCAACAUUUUUUUUUACCAUGUUACCACUUCCUACCUUCCUGAUCUCACAGAUAGGAACGAGUUCAACAAGUUGUAAUAUUUGGGGGAUUUUAUUUGAGGUUAUUGUAAAAUUUGUCAAUUUGCAUUCCGAAUAUUUGAAGGUUUUUCUUUUUUUUCAUGUAUAGCUAGCUUU